Megachile rotundata (alfalfa leafcutting bee) is the source of this 580-nucleotide messenger RNA. RefSeq lists its product as uncharacterized. The record is from RefSeq and is a predicted model, not a curated record. NCBI's taxonomy places the organism in Eukaryota, Metazoa, Arthropoda, Insecta, Hymenoptera, Megachilidae.
UUCGUUUUUCACCCAGUCACGGUUGUCCAUAAAUUUAAAAGAAUUUAAUUUAAUGAUGACCAGGAUAUUUAAAUUAAUUUGUUGAACAUGUCUCAUAGAAAUUUUCACAACUCCAGGGAGAGUUAUGUGAAGGAGAUACAAAUACUGGAACCGGAAGUCAGCUGCGAGGACCACAUCUUGAAACGAACGCAAUCUGGACGUCAAUUUACAGAAUUCCGUCUUAAAUUAAGAAAAUCCCAGAGCGUAGGAGGGUCGACGAAAAAAUUAAACAGAUGCAGUCGUAAAUUGACGGCGAACGGUCUGAAGGUGCCAGAGGUACCCGAAAAAAUUGUUAAUAUUCUGAAUAUUUUGCAACACGAGAACUUCUUGGAAUUGGUCGAUCAAUUCUUCAAGCCCAAGGCUACCAAGCAACCGUGAAGGAAUAUCGCGGUCGAAUAACGUCCAUUAUGACUCAAACAUUGUCACGGCAAAGUUAAAAAGUUGACUUUGACUGAUUGUCGGAAUAACACUUUGUAAUUUUGUCCUUUGAAUAAACAAACGUGUUUGUAUGGUGAAAAACAUUGAUUCAUGAAUAUUUUUG